Messenger RNA from Didymodactylos carnosus, 2396 nucleotides. Lineage: Eukaryota; Metazoa; Rotifera; Eurotatoria; Philodinida; Philodinidae. The record is from the annotation of a GenBank genome assembly.
AAUCCAGUCUUUGGAGGCCUAGCGGCCCAAACCAUUGUCAUAUUCGGAUUCAGCACAUUUUUUUACCUAUUACCCACUAGCUUAGAGCUAAAAAGCGAGGUGGCAGUUGGUGACCUUCCCUCGUCAGUAACGGAAAAGACCUGAGCAGAGAUAUUUUCGGAUUAGGCAUGUCCUUAUGCUUAUAAGUAAGUUGCAAAAAAGAUUUUCUUCAUCUCGUCUGCAAAAAACUCCCGCCAAAUCUAUUUCGACUCCAUAUGGAUAGAGAGUAUGCUAUUAAGGGUACCCUUCCCUCUUUUUGGGCUUUCCGUAUAAAUGCUGUGUAAUAAAAACUAAAAGUCGCCAGGGCUUCGUAUUUUCAGAACUGAUUGGAAACUCAAUGGAACACUUUUUCGUUUUUGUUUCAAGUUUCAACUAUUGGCAUCCACCAGUUUUCUAGAAAACUCGGUUUUCCAUUGUUCCACAUUACGACCCAUCUUAAAUUUCAUCUGAUCGAGUUCAAAAUUUUACCCGAGGUACUCAAGGUCGUUCCGCCGAGGGAAUUUUCUGAGAAAUUUUUUUGAGACCUUUCCUGGUCGAGUUAUAGGAAAAAUACUGAAAAACGUCUCAAAAACCAAGUUUUUCAAUUCAAGUUUUUUCAAACUUGGUUUUUGAGACGUUUUUCAAUUUUAGAAAUCCUAUAAGUUAGUAAAGAAAAGUUUAAAAUAAAAUUUCAAAAAAGUACCUCUGGAAUAGUCUUGAGUAUCUCCGGUAAAAGUUUGAACUAAGCAGUUUGAGGAGGAGUCAUCCCAUACUCAAAGUCCAAGUUGAGCACUUUUGGAUGUUAUAGAUGUUAUGGUGGUAAUCGAUGGUUUUGAACUUUUAGACUAUUAGGAUGUGCUACCUAUCAUUUAACAUUCAUUGCCCUUCCUCAACUUGAACUUCUUGUAUAGUGACUCACUCUCACACUGCCGCUCCCUCCAGAUAGUCUGACUAUUUCUAGAAGAAAGUCUAAAUUGCCGUUUACCACCAUAACAUCUACACCAUUCAAAAUUAGCACCAUUACACCUUCCUCCUUUUUUCAUAGCUUUUGCCGCGAUGCUUAUAUCUCUGUGAAAACUCAUCAGAAAAUUCUGUGACGGCUUAUUGUGAAGAAAACACUUUCUUCUAUCAGACUAUGUGUAAGAAAAAUUUUCCAUGUACAGAAAAUAGGAGAAAAGCUUAUGAAACUAAAACUUGAGCUUUUUUAGGUUGUGAAGGAAAAACUUCAAAAAUCCAUAACUUUUUGAAAAAAGGUCGUAGAGUAGUGGUAGUGGUCUUAUUUUGUGAUCCACAGUUUUCUCUACACUAGGCUAUGCUCAGCUCAAAAUCCGAAAUUUUUACAAAAAAAAGGUGGCGGGAUAUCCUUAAUAACAUUAUCGAUGACAUUGAAUAAUUUCUUUAUUGCAGAGUUUUGUUUUUAUUUUUAGCCUGGUUUAAGGUGCCGUUUUACUGGUCAUUGUGAAGUGACAAUUACUAGUCGCCGACAUUGUACAUAUUGUCGUCUUCAAAAAUGUUUUACAGUUGGAAUGAGAAAAGAAUGGAUUCAAAGUGAGGAAGAGAAAAAUAGAAGAAAAUAUCAAUCAGAAAAAAAUCGACAAUUAAAAGAAAUGAAACAUAAUAAUAAUGGGAAAAUUAUUCAUACACUUAGUUUACUUUCAAAUGAUAAAUCAAAUUUAACACAAGAUGAUUGGCGUCAUUUAAAUAAUAUUAUCAUAUCACACGAACAAAAUGUAAAACCUAUUGUAUUUAAUCGUCAUUCAAUAAAAACAACAACUGUAAAUGAUUUUGUCAAUAAUAAAACUGUUUGGGUACAACAAUUAUCAUCUUAUUUUAAACAUAUUCCAGAAUUUCAACAAUUAAAUGCUAAUGAUCAAAUUCUAUUAUUUAAAUAUAAUUUUUUUACAUUAGUACCGAUAAAUAUAGUUCUAAUUAAACGUAUAUUAGCACCCGUAUUACCACCAUGUAAUGCUGAUCAUACCAGUUUUAUGAUAUCAAUACAUGGAGAAGAGUUAUAUCGAAAAAUGCGAGAAAAUAUACAUAUGAUUAGUUUAUUUCAACAUGAUCCAGUAAUUAUUAAAUUAAUGUUAAUUAUUGUAUUAUUUAGUGGAUGUUUGUUAACAACCACAAGUCAAAUAGAAACAAAUUGUAUUCAAAAUAUGUCACAAAUAUAUGAAGCUCAAAAUUUUUAUGCAAAACUCUUAUGGAAUUAUAUGGAAUAUACAUUUGGUGAAUUUGAAGCUAUAUCAACGUUUACAAUGUUAGUAACACGAUGUUUGCGUAUUCAAGAAGUGUCAAAUGAAACUGCUUCAUGUCUAAAACGACAAUUGAAUCUCAAUAGUAUAACACCAUUAAUGCAAUCAGUACUACAAUUAAAUUAA